CGGGCCUCUACCGAGGAAUGUCAUCUCCGAUGGCUGGCGUGGCGCUGGUGAACGCCGUGGUGUUCGGUGUCUACGGCACCACCCAGAAGCGCCUCGGUGACAGCAUCUGGGCCCACGCAGCCGCUGGCGUCCUGGCCGGAGCCGUGCAGAGCAUCAUCAGCAGUCCCGUAGAGUUGGCCAAGACCCGGUUACAAAUCCAAGGCCAGAGUGGACGUCGCGCCCUCUACAAGGGUCCCGUGGACUGCCUGCGGCAGGUGCUCAGGGUGGAAGGCCUCCGAGGUGCCUUCCGAGGACUCGGGCCGACAUUAUUGCGGGACGCACCGGGCUUCGCCGUCUACUUCGCCAGCUACGAAGAGAUGGUGCGCUUAGGUGCCGACGGUACCUUCAGCGGUGCCAAAGGUACCGCCGCAUUGAUGGCCGCCGGAGGGCUCGCGGGCGUCUUCUCCUGGAUGGCCUGCUACCCGAUGGACGUCCUCAAGUCCAGGCUCCAGGUGGACGGCAUGAGAGGACCGCGAAGAUACAAGGGUCUCUGGGACUGCGCCGUUCAGAGCUACCGCCAAGAAGGCCUGCGCGUCUUCACCCGUGGCCUGAACUCCACCCUCCUGCGGGCCUUUCCCACCAACGCCGCCACAUUCACCGUGGUCACGUGGGUGCUCCGGCUGUGCGACCCCAACGCUAGGCCCGCCAUGGAGCCCGUCACCCAUCUGGCCAUGACGCCGCACCACCAUCACUUUCAUCCUCAGCACCACGUCGUGCACUUCGACCCCGAGCUUUACGUCAGCAGGGUCGUGGCCAUGGCGUGGGACGACAUGCACUAUCAUUUUUGAGCGUUUGCUCUAUCUACACUAUCUAAUCUAUGAUGCUUCUUUCCUCACCCUCAGUGUGGUGUACAAGGCCGGAAUAAUUUAAGGAUUCU
Messenger RNA from Rhipicephalus sanguineus (brown dog tick), 916 nucleotides. RefSeq names its product mitochondrial basic amino acids transporter. Gene Ontology annotation, molecular function: high-affinity L-arginine transmembrane transporter activity. Gene Ontology annotation, cellular component: mitochondrion. NCBI's taxonomy places the organism in Eukaryota, Metazoa, Arthropoda, Arachnida, Ixodida, Ixodidae. The transcript is spliced from 3 exons. Bases 18 to 827 code for a protein of 269 amino acids. The record is from RefSeq and is a predicted model, not a curated record. Gene Ontology annotation, biological process: mitochondrial L-ornithine transmembrane transport.